GCUCAACAUUUCUCUACGAAAACAAAGAAAGUGUCAGUCUGAUGUAUGUUUGCAGAACUUAUAAUAAAACUUUCAAGUAAUGGAGUCGACACAGCCACACACAAUCGAACCACGUAACCCAAAAUUGUUGAAAAUCCAUCUCCGUUAUCACCCACCCGGCAUAAUUUUGGACUAUUUUGAUGCAUAUCGAGUCCGGAAGGAGAAGACGAUUGACCUUCUUGACCUUAAUUGUGGGACGAAUAUUCCAUCCCUGGCCACCGAACUGCUCAACUCUGACCCACUCUUUUACACGCACAAUCACCGGAUGAAAUGCUUGGAUGCGCUGGAAAGGCUGAAGGAGACGCAGUUUCAUAACUUUUCGAAACGCUACGUUCAAGUCCAAAUUAUAAAGCCGCAUUCACUUCCAUUAACGGGGGCUGCUUUCUCUAAAGAUGGAUUAAGGUCGGUACAUUCGUACAUUGUAGAAUUGGUGAUAGCAACCUUUUUGAUCUAUAAAUGUUUCGUUCUGGAAGUCCAAACCCUUUCUGGACACCAGUCCAAAAUUUCCAAAAUGUCCACUUCCUGCUUAGCGAAUGGCAGCAAAGUUUGGAACGCUCAAUCAGGAAGAGAAAUCGCGACCUUGGUUGGACAUGAGGAUGCCGUGACUUCCAUUAAUUUUAACAGUUUGGGGGACCAAAUCUUGACCUCUUCUUCCGAUGGAACUCUACGUCACUGGCGACUUGAUCAAGAUAUGCUCAUCUCAUGUAAAAACGUUUUAACUACAAAAACCUCAAUUUCCGGUGACCGAAAGACGACUUACACUGACGAUAGUGGUGGACGCGUCCUCUUCUGUAAAUAUAGCCCCGAUAACCAAAUGGCACUUUCUGCUUCGGACGAUAAGAAAGCAUGCAUUCAUGAUUUAGUUCAAGGCGUACUUCGCUACAAAUUUUGUCCCGAGCUGAAAUCGGACCAAGAACUGAAUUCUGUCAACAUGGACAAGACUGGGACCCUGCUUCUUCUGAGUCCUCACGCCACAUGCACGGCAGCCCUCUUCGACCUUCGCACAGGGGAAAUGACGGACACUUUAGAAGGUCAUGACAUGGAGGUGACGAAAUCCAUUUUCGAUUUCGGGGGUCAAAAUAUUGCCACUUCUUCGUGGGAUUGUACCGUCAAGUUGUGGGACAUUCGUAACUUGGAGGAACCUGUGCACACCUUCUGUGAAAGUGAUUCUGAGGCAAGCAAUUUGUGUUCUAAACACAUUCUUGUCACAGAAUUUAUGACUUAUUUUGCUUUUAGAUAAUACAUAGAAUUCCACCCCUGCGGUAAAUCUGUCGUGGCCGGAUCCGCUGAGGGAAAUAUUUUCGUUUGGGACGCUACAAAAGGAAAGUUGCUCUUUGAAAAGGAAGUGCAAAACAGCCCUCUUUCCAAAGUCGUUUUUAGUCCGAAUGGAGCCAUUGUUUUGGGAUGUAAUGACUUUGGAACGAUUUGCAUGUAUCACGCCGAGUUGGGAAGUUGUCUCCAAACGCUGCCAGACCACACGAGAGAAAUUGUGGGGACUGCUUUCUCUUACGAUUCGGGUCAUCUCAUGACGGUGAUUCAAAUUAUACAAAAUAUAUGUAUAACUUGGCAAAACAAUUAAUAAUUUCUCGACGGGAUUUUAGGCAUCGAAGGACAAGUCGGUCCGGAUUUAUAAGCAUGCAUUAAUCCGGUAGUCAGAAUAAUAGCACUAAAAUGAUACUGCUUCUACAAAUCUAUAUCGACAAAGUUUUAAGAUAACAAAUUGAGCUUUAUAUCCCAAAUUAAGUAGAUUUUAUUAAAUAUAUCGCCCCACAAUAACAUUAUUUUUAGUGCACUUGUUUGCACACAGUCGCAGCAACAUUCAAUAACUUUGACUAAAUUACUAUAUACUUUAUCAACCAGCUUGCUUAAAACAACCGAAAAAAAAGGAAUCCUUAUUAAUUUCCAUUAUUGCGCGUAAAUAUAUGUGUAUAAUAUCUAUUUAGUAAAAGUAAAAUAAAAUUCUAUCCUAUAUAACGAUUUAAAA
Folsomia candida is the source of this 2023-nucleotide messenger RNA. RefSeq names its product dynein assembly factor with WDR repeat domains 1. Gene Ontology annotation, cellular component: transcription repressor complex; nucleus. NCBI's taxonomy places the organism in Eukaryota, Metazoa, Arthropoda, Collembola, Entomobryomorpha, Isotomidae. The record is from RefSeq and is a predicted model, not a curated record. Gene Ontology annotation, biological process: negative regulation of transcription by RNA polymerase II. Gene Ontology annotation, molecular function: protein binding.